Acanthamoeba castellanii str. Neff is the source of this 960-nucleotide messenger RNA. RefSeq lists its product as uncharacterized. The transcript is spliced from 3 exons. The record is from RefSeq and is a predicted model, not a curated record. Bases 1 to 960 code for a protein of 319 amino acids. NCBI's taxonomy places the organism in Eukaryota, Discosea, Longamoebia, Acanthamoebidae.
AUGGACGAGCUGCGCGUGUGGGCCGGCGUGCGCACCCCGGCCGAGAUGCUGGCGGGCUACGACACCACCGACCUGUCGUCGACCACGACCACCACCCCCUACGCCGAGGCUCGCGCCAGUAGUCUGGUGGGCCUGUUCCACCUGGACCGCGAGUCUAGAGGCGAGGGGGAGGAUGAGUCGUACGUGGCGCUCGAUUCUUCCCCGACCGGCGCCAACGCCGCGUUCGAGGGCGAGAUCGAGGGCCAGGCGCCGGUGUGGGCGACCAACUUCUUGCUGGCGCACCUCACCCUCUUCAUCUACUCGGCCCACCCGAACGACACGUUCGCGGCGCAGAUCGACGUGUCGGCGCUCAACCCGACCGAGCCCAUCUACCGCGACGGCGGCGCGGCCGUCCUGGUGAACCAGGGCAACGUCAUCACCGUCGCCGAAGGCUCACAAUUCUUUGUGGCCUAUUUCCUGACCACAUCGCCGGUGAGUUACACUGCAACGGUGCGCUACCGUGCGGUGUCGUACGACGCGAGAGCUGAGAGUGCGCUGGUGGCUUCGGAGUGGGCCGAGAUCGUGGUGCGGGUGGGGGUGACCGGGUGCGACGGCCAGGGUGGCGAGAUGGACUGGUGCGGCGUGUGCGAGGGCGAUCGGUGCGAGCCGUACGGGUGCGACGGCGAGGGCAGCCUACUCGACGUGUGCGGCGUGUGCGACGGUUACGGCGAGUCGUGCCGGUUCUCGCUGGCCAACUGGCGCGGCUACGAGACCGAGGAGCUGGACAAGAGCGUGCUGUUCUACGACCUAGCUCACUUGAACGAGGCCAUGGAGGCCAUGAAGUGCGUGGUGGACGAUGUCACCUCGCCCCUGCUGGAGAGCGACGAGCGCCGGAUCAGCUGCGCCAACGUGACCACGGCCCUGGCCAACGUCAAGCGGCUCCAGGCCAAGACCUACAUCUACAACACUCUCUUCCUCUAG